Molecule: messenger RNA, 2007 nt
Organism: Camelina sativa (false flax)
Lineage: Eukaryota; Viridiplantae; Streptophyta; Magnoliopsida; Brassicales; Brassicaceae
Source: RefSeq, a predicted model, not a curated record
AUGGCGAGCACUUCAGAACCUGUGUCCUCACCAGAGAUCGAAGGCGAACAACUAAUUCGCCGUACGUCAAACCGAAAAAUUCCCAACUCAAAUCGCACGCAGAUCGGGGAACCAAGUAGAUCGGUCUCCGAAGUCCAACUGCCUUUGAUUCGCUGUUCAGCCGGAGCCUCGUCUUCGUGGUCGAACCCUUUAGCUGUAACGCCAGUUCGUCAUGAAAGCGCUGAACCGUCUGAAGACGUUUUUCUGCCAGAGGAAGAACGGUUCGUCCCCUUAGGACUCUCGAUCGAAGAUAUCGAUCCCGUGCUAGAUCACGCAGGGCGAAUUGGAGGUGACAAGACUUCGAGUUCGGCUAAAACCAUCAAGGAAAUGCUGAACUCGUGCGGUUUAUUUAACAGCGGCGUUACGAUCGUGAUCCCGCGAGAAGAUCAACGUCCAUGGAAUCCUCCAGAAGGAUAUAUAUGUUUAUACGAAGGUUAUUUCGCCGAAUGUCGGCUGACGUUUCCAAUCCCGGCGUUAAUAUCUCGCUAUGCGCACAGACGCAGGAUGGCGAUCUGUCAGUUCGUUCCCGGAGCCAUUUGCAAUUUUGUUGCUGCUCUCACCCUAGCCGCCGAAGUCGGAUUCAACAUCGGAGUUCAGUGUUUUGAACAGCUGUCGAGCUUCAAAUUAUCAAAGAGCGAAAAUUUCUGGGAAGUAAACAUGAGACCACAGCAUAACUUCCUGGCUGGCAAAAAAGUGAGCAAAUUUAAGCAAUGGGCGAACCAUUACUUCUUCGUCCGAGUGGAUCAAUAUUCGUUCGCAGAACCGCUGGGUUUUCAUCGGAGAGUGUGGAAUGAUAAUCCUGAUCGCCCAUUUUUCAAAUCGGGUCUAGCUCCAGGUUAUCGAUCCGUCAGAGACGCCCUACUAUCCGGGAACAAUCGACGGUGGGAGUUCUUUUCUCGAAUUCGAGUCGAAAAAGCAAUGGGCAAAGCCAGGACGAACUUCCCCAGUUUUGCGAGUUCGCUAGGACGAGCUGCGGGACCCGUCGAAGCUCACAUCGUUGAAUCCAGUAGUCUCCAGAUUGUUCGUCGGGACACUCAAGCGGCCAUCCAAGCCGAAAUCGAGCCCACGCAGGACCGAACUGCCAGUAUCACGGGAGAUGAUCCUCUUCUGGUGGCUUCGGAGGGUGCUGGUCUUCAGAUUAACGAACAAGAUGUCCCUCAGCUUGGAGCUGGAUCAAGGAAGAAGAAGAAGAAGAAAACGAGCAAGGGGAAAGAGAUCGAAGUUGAUUUAGCCUCCGAACCUCAACCGACGGUCAACCGCAAGCGCUCAGCUGACGACGCCGGACUGGAAUCCGCCGAUCAAUUCCGUCUGAAGAGAAGGAAUAACAAGACAUAUCAAUUUGCCUUUGACUAUUUCGGCAGCACCCCUCUGACUGCGGCCAAGAUCAACACGCUGACCCAGUUGUAUGAUAGGCGAGUCAAAACCGACAAGAAUUUAGGGUCCGAACUCGAGAAGGUGAAGGAAUGCGCGGAACAGAUCCAAGCAGCCAGCAGGGCCAAAGAUGACAGAAUCAAGGAGCUUGAAGCCCUUAUAGUCGAAAAGGAUUGUGUCAUCACUCAAUCCGGACUGAGGAUCGACGAACUGAAUUCAAGAGUGCGUACUCUUGAAGAAGAGAAGUCCGAACUGCUAAGGAUACCAGACGAGCUGAAAAUCAAAUUUGACUCCGAGGUCAGGAGACUUCGGCGAGAUCGUCUCGAAAAAGUGGAGCGAACUGCAAAGAAAGCUCAAUCUCGACUAGACACAGUGAAGGCCUUUCUACUCGAACAAGAUACUGUAGUUCGACCAGUGGAGGAUCUGCUGAACCAAGCCAAAGGGGUAGAGGAAACGGUACAAUAUUUGAUUGAGAAAGGGGCCGUUAUCCCGGAAGAGCAAAUCGCAGAGAUCAACGCGAGCAAGGUCAAGGCUGAGGAAGCUGUCUCCGGACCAGCUCGGCUUCGGGCUUCUUCACUCCGGAACCAUGGCUCCUGA